Messenger RNA from Punica granatum (pomegranate), 1287 nucleotides. NCBI's taxonomy places the organism in Eukaryota, Viridiplantae, Streptophyta, Magnoliopsida, Myrtales, Lythraceae. The record is from RefSeq and is a predicted model, not a curated record.
CCAGUCCCCACCAGCUUUCCCUGUUGCCUAAAAACCCUCUCUCUCUCUCUCUCCUCAUCUCUCGCCCACAUAAUAUAUUAGACAGAGCACAGACAAAGCAAAAGAGAGAUCAGUUCAAGAACUCAUCAAAAGUUGCUAUCUCUCUCUGGGUCGGGUCUGGUCUGGUCUGGAGUGAGAGAGAGAGAGAGAGGGUGUUCUUUUAUGGGGAAAUCCCCAGGGCCAGGGUGUGUUUUGAUCUGAUCAGUUCUUCUUCAUCUUCAUCUUCAUCUUCAUCUUCAUCUUCAUCUUCUUCUCUCCUAAAUAGAACAGAAAGGGACCUCUCGUUUUCCCCUUUUUAACCCUUUUCAGUUUCAUCCCUUCCCUCCCUUUUGCCCCCACCAUUACCCUCCAAAAAAAGAGCCACUCCCACUUCACCACCAGCCACCCAUACCAUGGAUGAGGAAUACUACCUGUAUAACGGUGGUUUCGCGAAGAACCGGAGCGGGCAGAUACCGGCGUUCGGGGACUGGGACUACGCCAACGACCUCCCCAUUACUCAGUACUUCGAGUGCGCCAGGCAGGCCGGUCUCAUCCGCUACAGUUCUUCCUCCGGCGAGUGCGACGUUCCCCGCCCCACCACCAACACCCCCGCCGACCUCUAUGCUCCUCCUCCUCCUCCUCCUCGGAAGACAAGGGCGAGGGAAAAGCGAUGCCCGAAUGUCAAGGAGCAGAAGAAGGCGGGCAGAAUUUGCGACGUGACGCAACCGCCAACCAGGCCCCGCCACGUGGCCACACGCCAUGCCCCUGCUUCACGCCACAAUGUCGAUGGUAAGCUCCACCGGAACGACGCCGUCUCGUAUCCCCGGCCUCGUCUCGCCGGCGCGAAACCCAAACCCCCCAAGGCAGUCGAUGAGGACCUCUACAAGAUACCCCCCGAGCUCCUCCACUCCUCCAACCGGAAGAAGAGGCUUGGGUUCAUAUCGAGGUGUCUCGUACCUGCCUGCUCCGCCUGAAGCUAAAGACGCACCCCCACGAUCUAUUGAACUUGGCCAAACAGAAAUGCUACGUAUAAAUAGAAAUUAAUUACUUAGCUAGAGUAUAUUAGAAUUAUUUAUAUAUAUAUAUAUAUAUAUAUAGUAUAUGCAAACCGCCUUUUGUGAGCUGCAUGAAACUUGGUACGUACAUAGAAGUUUAAUUAAAGAUAGCUAUGUUCUUGUCUGUACCCUCGCUUUCGAAUUUCAUAGUAUUAUCAUCUUGUAGGGUAGGGUUGAACGAUCAACGAUGAUUAUCAGUAAAUUAACUCAAUGA